Fulvia fulva is the source of this 435-nucleotide messenger RNA. RefSeq lists its product as uncharacterized. The record is from RefSeq and is a predicted model, not a curated record. The transcript has 2 exons. The coding region runs from base 1 to 435 and encodes 144 amino acids. NCBI's taxonomy places the organism in Eukaryota, Fungi, Ascomycota, Dothideomycetes, Mycosphaerellales, Mycosphaerellaceae.
AUGGCCGAUGACACCGCCAAAAUGGGCGGCUUACUGCAAGGCCUUCCACAAGAGCUCAAGCCGCCUCAUCUGUUCCAAGUGGACCGCGCAAGUCGUUACAAGUUCGCAGCCUCCUUCUUCGACACCGUCUUCAUCUUCGAUAUCGCCAAAGGUGCCACCAACACUCAGCAGCCCAUCUUCAAAUGGCUCACAGCUCAGGACCCAAAGCACUUGGGGCACCUGCAGAACAUCGAGUUGCACCUAGGUCCUCAGUCCAUUGCGUUCGACGCAAGCGGCGGUCAUGAGCUUGCCAGAUCUAGCAUCAGCCGAGUGCUGAGAGAAGAGCUGGACCUCAAAUACUCAGACGAAGCAGCGUACCGCCUGGUGGAUGGGUUGACAGUCACUUGGGAAGCUCGGACUACCGGGGAAAUCCUAACCAUAGCGUAUGCACCGUGA